Messenger RNA from Chara braunii, 1239 nucleotides. The record is from the annotation of a GenBank genome assembly. NCBI's taxonomy places the organism in Eukaryota, Viridiplantae, Streptophyta, Charophyceae, Charales, Characeae.
GCGGCGACUUUUUCAGCAGCAAUCGCAUCUUAUGGGGGUGGUCAUUGAUAAUCGAUGAAAGGAUAUUGUUUGGUCAACGAAGAAGAUUCGAGACGACGACGCGGAGGUCAGAGCAUGUGUCGGUUGUCCUCAGUGGUGGGAGGAUAUGAGAGCGUUGUGCAAGUUGUUGGAUCCCAUCAUGGACAUGCUGCAGAUGGUGGAUAGCGACACGAGGCAAAUUGGUAAGAUUUUGCGUCGGUACGACGAGAUGAUCGUGCGUUGUUUGUCUGCAUGUGCCGUUUUUGACAAGGACGAGCAGGACGCGUUGCUUGAAGUGUUUGACAAACGCCGCACCAUGUUUAAGUUGCCUGCUCAUGUUGCUGCCAUGAUGUUGGACCCCGAGUUUCGAAAGCACACGAUGCCAGACGACGAGGAGAUGCAGUACGGUUUGAAAGUCGCUCUGGUUCAGUUUGGGUACCCGAAGGGUUUGGACCAGCACAACGAGGUCCUGACUGCCAUUGACAAGUUUCAUGCUAGGGAGCCGUCGUUCGACGACGUGGCCAUGGACCGGGUGGCGAGGAGCUAUACCCAUCCAGCCUGUUUCUGGAAGUCGAAGGAGAAGAGCGGGAGCAGUACUGAGGGGUUGUACGAGCAGGGAGUCCGGAUUGUUGCCAGGCCAUCUGCACCGUCUAUGGGGACACGAUCCAUUGGGACUGUCGAUGGUGCUCGCCACACCGCCAUGACAGAGUAUGAGGACCGACACGGGAGUGCUUUGCCGACGAAGAACUCUGAUGUCCAUGCUACGAGGGCCGCGAAGGCGAGUCUUUUUCGGGCGAGGAAGAAGGCCUCGACAAGGAAGGCGUCACGUUCGUCGCCACAUAUGCGUUCCCAUAUUGGGCGAUCCGGCGUUGUGUAUCUCGAGGACGGAGAGAUUGCACCUGACGACGACGCAUUGGAUGUUGGAGGGAGGGCUGCAACGACGGCGGACAACUUCGCCAGGGAGGGUGCAGGGGAUACAGUGGCAGGUCAGAACAGACGCGGCAGUGUACUUAUCGUCCACGGCGACAGCACAGAUGUCGCCCCGGGAGAGACCACAGACACUGAUGAUGCGAGGGACUCCGAUUACGUUCCUAAACUACGAACGGCGGACGGAGAUGAUGGAGGAGCGCGACGAGUGAGACGGAGGACAUGACUCAGGCUACACUCACUCGUCGGACAUGACUCGGGCUACAUGGGCAGCGGCCGCAGGGCACACCAUCG